Loxodonta africana (African savanna elephant) is the source of this 7222-nucleotide messenger RNA. Its product is annotated as olfactory receptor 2F1-like. Gene Ontology annotation, biological process: detection of chemical stimulus involved in sensory perception of smell; G protein-coupled receptor signaling pathway. Gene Ontology annotation, molecular function: olfactory receptor activity; G protein-coupled receptor activity. Lineage: Eukaryota; Metazoa; Chordata; Mammalia; Proboscidea; Elephantidae. The transcript has a single exon. Gene Ontology annotation, cellular component: plasma membrane. The record is from RefSeq and is a predicted model, not a curated record. Bases 5238 to 6179 code for a protein of 313 amino acids.
AUUCUCAGAGGUAUAAUCCAACCUCUCUAUUUCACAGAUGAGAAACCUAAGACCCAGAAAGAUUUAGCGAACUGAUCAAAGUCACAGAGCUAUUUAUACUAAAACCAGGCAAGAACUAUUCUCCUGACGCUAGUCCAGAGCGUGAAGUAAAGCUACCAUUCCUGGACCAGCCUUAGAGGGACAAAUGUCAGAGAUAAUUAAACCUAUGUCUUGUUAAGGUUGACCUAUUACUGCAGAGAAACUCUAGCGGGUUCCUCACUGGCAAAGUCUGAUUUUUCUUCCCAUCUUACCAAAGACCCAUCUUCUAUUACUACAGCUUGGUAUGAGCCACUUGUUCCUGAAAUGGGUAGGUAAAUAAUGAGAAUAAAACCCCAUCCUGACCCCUCGUUUUCUCUGCUCCUUCUAGUAAUUCCAGGGAGGUAACUGUAACUUUGCAGAGGGUGACUAAGAACUGGAGAUCAAGACUGGCAAAGGCUGGAAGAGCUGCAGGUGGUAUGAAAAGACACAGAGGAAACAACAGAAAUGUGAUAUGGGAGACCACCAAAAAGCCUGCAGGAGGAUCUUAGUGACAGUGAACCUGGGACUUCUCAGUGGAGCCCAGGCCAUGGAUGUGAAAAUUCUCCUGUGUGGUGUUUACUCACCACUCUCGUCACUAAAACUGGAUGUGUGGAACUGGGGAGACGUGCUUUCAUGUUCCAUCGGGAAGGAGCCCUGGCUCUGAGAUUCCGGUUCCUUUUCACCUCCUCAGGAGCCCCCGAGUGGUACAAAUGGUUAACACACUUGGCUGCUAACCAAAAGUUUGGCAGUUCGAGUCAACCCAGAGGCACCAUGGAAGAAAAGCCUGGAAACCUACUUCCAAAAAAUUGGCCAUAUAAAAAACACGUGGAGCACAGUUCUACUCUGACACACAUGGGCUCACCAUGAGUUGGAGUCAACUCCACAGCAAUUGGUUGGAUUCCCUUCCUCAGCUACUCUCGCUUCCUUCCCACCAGACCAAAGGAGAAAAUGUUUCUUCCUCUAGCAGCCAUAGCCUUAGCCAUGCCAGCAAUGCCAUACCCUGAUGGGCAGUGAAAGGCCCAAAGGAACCAAGGAAGAGCUCAUUAGCCUAGGAACAAGGACAGUUAAAAGUUGAGACAAAAAUAUUUUCAGCAUCUUCAUUCCGUAGGGAACUUAGAAGGCGGGUGGUUGUGGUUGCAGAGAAGUAGCUGGGGGAAGAAUGAGUAAAAGAACACACCAAGAGCAGGUAAUUGCCCUCCAGGGAUUCCUGGGUUCUGAGAAGUUAUCAGCCACGACUUACAAAGUAAAACCUCCAUCACCAGGAAGUGGAUGGACGACUGCUCCAAGGACUUCCUGAGAGAUGUGCUACCUUCCCCACAAAGUGAGUCCUCUGUGUGAGGUGAGCACUCAGCCCAGACAGCCCCCACAGGAAAGGUGAAGGGCCAGCGUGAGAGGAUGGUGUCCAGACCCCUGGGAGCAGCCAGGACUGUGCUGGGAUUCUCCACUGUGCUGUUCUAGCUGGGUGUAGUAGGGGGGACUCGGGUUCCUCCCAGGACCUAGAUGAAGGAACUCAUUGCUUGUGAGCCACUCACUAAAUCCUUGGUCUGGUCAGCGGUCAGGUCCACAGUAUAAGGGGAAGUGCUCAGUGUAUGCAGAUAUACACACAGGAAAUAAGAGUGGGAGGCAAAAGGGUGAAGGCUUGGCCUCAAGGAAUUUGCGUUAUGUUGGAGAUUAGAAGAAGGAACCGAGAAAGGCUGAGCUUGAAACUAGACAAACCCACUACUGUCGAGUUGAUUCCAACUCAUAACUACCCUAUAGGGUAGAGAACUGCCCCUAGGGUUUCCAAGGCUGUAAAUCUUUACGGAAGCAGACUGCCGCAUCGUCCGCUCACGGAGCAGCUGGUGCGUUCAAACCACUGACCUUUGAGUUAGCAUCGGAGCGCAUAACUACUGCGGCAGCAGGGCCCCUUAACAGACAUAGAACCUGUCUUUUCCUGAAAAAGAGGAUGGUGACUCCUCAGCCAUCAAGAAGCUUAAUUCCUAUGGAAUGAGGGAGGGUUGGUCCCUGAUCUGGUGGGAGUGUGGUGUAAAGGUCAUCCCACCCUAGGAAUUACCUGGGGCAUUCCUGGGAAGGAAGAUCCCUUAUCAGAGGCUGCCAGUCUCUCAGUCUUGACCCACCAGGCUCUCCCAUUUCUGCUGGCGUGGCCUCUUCCCUCUUUUCUUAGCCUCUAGUUUGCAAUUCACCCUGGUCCCACUCACUGACAACCCCCAAACAGUUGUGUGUGAUAUGAAUUCUUUGAUCCUGAAAUCCACCAACACAUAUCUUAUUGCCUACAGUCCCACUGCCUGUGCCUACUUCUUGUUAGGUGCCAUCAAGUUGGUUCUGGCUCAUUGCGACCCUAUGUACCACAGAACUAAACACUGCCUGGUCCUGCACCACCCUCACAAUUAUUGCUAUGUUUGAGCCUACUGUUGCAACCACUGUGUCAAUUCAUCUUGCUGAGUGAUCAAAGACCAAAGAAUUUUUUUCCUUUUUAUACCAUUUUAAGCUAAAGCUUGUGUAUAUUCAUUUAUGGCAAUGGUUAGAAUUUCUUCUCUAGAGCUGGAAGAAACCUUGGUGUUUAACUGAUCUAGUUUGCUCAUUCUGCAGAUGAAGAGACAAUGGCUCAAAAAUGUAGUGAUACACCCAGUGAUGUAUAGAUGGUUUGUUGACACAGGCAGAUUGAAACCAGGUCUCCUUACUGCCAAUCUAAGUACACUUAAAACACAUCUACUUUUCCAAGAGAUUUCUUGGCUUCUACUUCAUUAUUUGUACACCUCUUCCUGACUAUUUUCGCAGUUCUGCUUGAUGUCUCCAGUUACCAGUCUUGGUGCUCCAACUUCCUCUAAAGCUCCUCUGAUGAAGUCACAAUGACUCACCGUCUCUCUCUUCCUGCCAGGCUGAGAUCCUGGAGAGGGAGAGAGGAUUCCUGUUAUCCCAGCCCCUGUCAUUGGACCUGAUGCUACUCAGGGAUUAGAAAAUAUUCUUGAGUAGAGCAAAGUGGAAUGAAAUUUUCUAAUUAUCCCAAAAUGAUGAGAAAGAGGCUGUUUGUUAAUUACUAUAGUUUAUCAUCAUCUAAAAAAGAUCGACAGUUUUGUAUUGAGCUCACCUUGGGUGCAGAACAUGGGAGCACCCAGUGGAUAUAGGUGGAUCUUCCACCUUAAUUCUUCACUCUGCUUGGGCAGGAUCUCUGUAACUAGGUUAUCAGACAACAGAAUUUGUUGCAAAGGGGACUCAAUGGUCCACAUUCUGUUAACUUGCUGGCCUUUAUGGCACAUACUUAUACUGCUUCUUAUCCCUGUAUCACUGGGCACAAGUUACUUCAGCCAUAUGGACUUGUUGAGUACAGUAACAACCAGACCAAUCGGCCGGUUGCCGUCAGGUCCAUUCCGACAGGUCGAUUCUGACUCAUGGAAACCCUAUAUGUGUCAGAAUAGAACUGUGCUCCAUAGGGUUUUCAAUGGCUGAUUUUUCAGAAGUAGGUCACUAGGUCUUCCUUUCAAGGUACAUCUGCUGGACUGGAACCUCCAAGCUUCUGGUUAGCAGCUGAAGACAUAUACCAUUUUCACUUAUUCUGGGAUUCCUUCCUGCCUCUCUACCUCAUUGUCAACACACCACUGACCACCUAACUCUUCAAGGUAACCAUUGUACCCCCAACCCACAGCAUGGUGCCUGAUACGCUUACAGAUGUUCUAAAUAAAUGAGUUAAUGAACUAAUUAAUGAAUUACUUUUAGAGGUGGAAUUAUAUCCAGAGAUUACAUUUCAAUAAAGAAAAACUGGCAGCAUAUUAAUUCUCUUUUUGUAGAGGACUGGGAAGCAUGCUGGGAGAGCGCUGACCCAGGGCCACCUCAGCUGAGACAGGAGAAUCCCUCCCUCUGGGAAGGCUUGGUGGGUUUCAGUCACUUCAUACUCCACAGUCACCUGUGAGUGUCAUUGGCUUCCAAAGGCUCUCAUGACAUUCUUUUGUUAACCAUUUGUUUAAGAGUCUCUAUCUAAACAGAUGUCUGCAGCUGACUCUAUAAACCGUACCUUAUCGAGGAGGGCAGAACCCCAGUGGUAAUUUAAUUACAGAGUGCCAAAUUUAAUUAGCCAAGCACUGACCUCUUUCCUGCCCUUCAGAGCGCUUAGCACAAUUACACUUAAUUAAUUUUUUGUCGUUAUUAAUUUAAUCUGUGCCCCUGAUUAAAUGGUAAAAACCCAGGAAGAAGGAUACACAUUCACCCCUUUCUCUUUCAGACAGGUCUCCAGGUCUGGAUCAUCUUGGAGGCCCGAAGAAUGGCUGAAUCGCCCUUACAGGAAGGGGCGCCGGGAGACCCAGAGCACCCCACUUGUUUUCACUGGUCUGAAAAGGCACUUUACUCACUGCUGCCCACGUAUGUGGAUUCUUCCUUACUUUCUGUCCCAUUUUCCUCCUUUCUUCCCACCUUUUCCUUUUCUUACCUUUCUUCUUUAGAUUUUCUUUCUCUUUCACUUUUUUUUUCUCUUCUUCUAUCAUUUUCUCUCCCUUUCCUUUACCACUUUCCUUCACUGUCUUUCUUUCUACAUUAAGAUCACCUCCAAUAAAUUGGAUCUGUUGUUAACUGUAGUCAAGUCAGCCCCCGACUCAUGGUGGCCCUAUGCACAAUGGAGCGAAACGCUGCCCUGUCCUAUGCAAUCUGCAGAAUUGGUUGUGGACUGGACCGUUGUGCUCCAUAGGGUUUUCAUUGGCUGAUUUUUGAAAGUAGAUUGCCAGGCCUUUCUUUCUAGGCCUUCUCAGGCUGGAAGCUCAGCUGAAACCCAUUCAGCGUCAUACAAACACACAGGACUCCACAGACAGAUGGGUGGUGGUUACACACACACACAAGUGCAUUGGCAGGAAAUCGAACCCAGUUCUCCUUCAUGGCAAACGAAAACUCUACCACUGAACCACCAACGCCUCAACUGGAGCUAGGCCCUAAAUAUAAAAAGAUGGCCAAGACAGGGGCUUUGUCUUUGAAAACCUCAUAGUUGAGAGUGAGAAGCCAAAGAACCUUCCUCCAAUGUCUUCUCAUCUACAUUCUCCUCUAACCACCUAGAUGAAGGAGCUUGGGCCCAGUGACCCAUUCCAGCUCUAGCCAUCAUGUAAUCCAAGGGCCUUAGUUUACUCACAGGCCCCUAGAGUGUGACCUUCACUUGUCCCCCCCAACUCCCCUCCUCCCCAACAGCCCAGCCUGCCUGCCCUAUGAGGAGAGGCAACCUGACCUGGGUGAGUGAUUUUGUCCUCAUGGGCCUCUCCAGGGACCGGGAGGCCCAGGCUGGACUCUUUGUCCUCUUUGGGGUCGCCUAUCUGUUGACUCUGCUGGGUAAUGGGCUCAUCGUCCUCCUGACUGGGCUGGACGCACGGCUCCACCUGCCCAUGUACUUCUUCCUGGGCCACCUUUCUGUUGUGGACAUCUGCUACACCUCCAGUGGGGUCCCCCAGAUGCUGGUGCACUUCCUCCAGGAAAAGAAGACCAUCUCCUUUGCCCGGUGUGGGGCCCAGCUCUUCUUCUCCUUUGCCUUUGGGGGCAUCGAGUUCCUGCUGCUGGCUGCCAUGGCCUAUGACAGAUAUGUGGCCAUCUGUGACCCCCUACAGUACGUGGCUGUCAUGAACCUGAAGCUUUGCAUGGUGCUUGCGGCUGUGUGCUGGUUUGUGGGCCUGGCUAAUUCUGCCGUGGAGACGGCCAUCACCAUACGCCUGCCCACCUGUGGGCGAAAUGUGAUCAACCAUGUGGCCUGUGAGACGCUGGCACUGGUCCGCCUGGCCUGUGUGGACAUCACCCUGAACCAGGUGGUCAUCGUGGCCUCCAGCAUCGUGGUGCUGCUGGUGCCCUGCUGCCUGGUGUCCCUCUCUUACACCCACAUUGUGGCCUCCAUACUGCAGAUCCGCUCCAGUGAGGGCCGCAGAAAGGCCUUCGGGACCUGCGCCUCCCACCUGGCUGUGGUCUCCAUGUCCUAUGGUAUGGCCCUCUUCACCUACCUGCAGCCCCACUCGGCUGCCUCAGUGGAGCAGGACAAGGUGGUGGUGCUCUUCUACGCCGUGGUGACACCUAUGCUGAACCCUCUCAUCUACAGCCUGCGCAACAAGGACAUAAAGGCCGCGCUGAGCAAGCUCCUUGUUGGGAGCUCCAUGUUAAGACGUUAGGAAAUGACUGUGGCAAUGAGGGCAGUAGGCAUUGAAGCUGGCCUCCACAUGGUGUGUGCGUGAGAAUGUACGUGUGAGUGUGCAUGCGUGUGAGUGUGUACAUGUUAGUGCCUGUGAGUCUGUGAGUGUGUGUGUGCAUGUGUGUGAGUGUGUAUGUGUGUGCGUGUUGCUGCAUGUGAGUAUGUGAGUGUGCGAGAAUGUAUAUGUGUGUGUGAGUGUGUGGUGUGGUGUAUAAGUGUAUGUGAAAGUGUGUGUGGUAUGUGAAUAUGUGUGUUUGUGGUGAGUGCAUAUGAUCUGUGUGAGUGUGUGGGAGUGUGUGGGAGAAUAUGUGUGUGCACGUGGUGUGUAUGUGUGUCGGGGGAUGUGUGGUGUGUAUAUGUGUGUAUGAGUGUGUGUGAAUGUGUUCAUGAACGUAAGACAGAGGUGGGAGGGCCACAGUUUACACUACGCUCUUUAUAGGUAAUGAAAAAAAAAAUUCCCCCCCUCUGGUCUCUAAUUUUGAUCCCUGACUUAAUCCAAAAUAUGAAAUUAAAACAAUUUGGAAAGAUACACACCACACAGAGGCUAAAAAAUAGAUGAAAAAAAGAAAAAGAUAUGCUGGCAUGUCAGAAUUCGGAAACAAUAUAAAGUCGGCAGUCAUGGAGUGCACAAAAUUCACGCCACGAAAAUCUGCUCCUUGCUAAGAUCCACAAAUGUGUGUCUAAGCUUCUCUGCAGUCAGUGAGAAAUGGAAAAAAGCUGUUAAAUUGCAAAAUCCACUGCGCCCAUGGGAUCAAACAGGCCUGAGGCCAAAGGGGCAGAGGUCACCCAAUGUGACUCACACACGGCCUGGCCCAGCAUGGGAGGGAAUUCACAUAGGAGUUUGGAACCAAAGUCUUAGAAUCGAUCCCCACGGCCCUGAUGAGACAGCAGGGUCGUGUGCGGUCCCACUGACGCUGCUGGGCAUAUUCCCCUUUCAAGCUUGCGGUGGGGCAGACGGCCUGUCAGCGAUCUAAUUGAGCAGUGUGGUCAGAAUCCACGCCUGACUAAAUGAAGUCCAGGCCA